Molecule: messenger RNA, 3658 nt
Organism: Gigantopelta aegis
Lineage: Eukaryota; Metazoa; Mollusca; Gastropoda; Neomphalida; Peltospiridae
Product: integrator complex subunit 7-like
Exons: 20
Coding region: 7-2835 (942 amino acids)
Biological process (GO): snRNA 3'-end processing
Cellular component (GO): integrator complex
Source: RefSeq, a predicted model, not a curated record
UCCAAUAUGUCUGCCUCCAUUGGUAGUGUAUUUAAUGAUAUUGCAGAAAUUAAAAACUAUACCUACAUUAAUGAAGGUCUGCAUUCAGGAAGAAUUGAUGCUCAGUGUGAAGCCAUUGUCAAAUUUCCAAAAUUGUUUGAAAAAUAUCCGUUUCCAAUCUUGAUCAAUUCUGCAUUGUUGAAGUUGGCAGAUGUCUUUCGGACUGGAAACAACUUUAUCCGACUUUGUAUCCUAAAGGUCACCCAGCAGAGUGAGAAACAUCUUGACAAGAUUUUGAACGUCGAUGAAUUUAUUCGUCGCAUUGUCACAGUCUUGCACAGCAAUGACCCUGUUGCCAGGGCAAUUGCAUUGCGAACACUUGGCAGCAUUGCUUGUAUAAUCCCAGAUAGAAAGAAUGUCCAUCACAGCAUUGCUGUUAGUCUUGAUUCCCAUGAUCCUGUUGAGGUGGAGGGAGCCAUAUUUGCUGCUGAAAAAUUUUCUGAUCAGUCAAAAACAUUUGCUGCUAGUAUUUGUGGCAAGAUUGCCAAAAUGAUAUCAGCGAUUGCAACUCCUGUCGAUAUGAAACUGAAACUGAUUCCCAUACUGCGACACAUGCAUCAUGACAUUACCACGGCAACCAAGGCGAGAAAUGUGUGCCUGUCUCUGCUGGAGAGUUUUCCCGCUGAGAGGUUUGUGACUCUAACGCUGACCACGAUGUCGCAACUUGCCGCAGACUCACUGCUGGACCUUGAGAAACAAGUUCUUCUUUUAGUGACCUACAUAGAGACUGACCCUCGCCAUUCUGUCAAGAUGGUCGCUCUUCGAGAACUAAAAAUCUUGGCCAAGAAAGGUCCCCAUCUCUGGCAGGAAGAUGUUGUUGAGGCUGUGAGCAAGUUUGUACUGCAUAUUCCUUCAGUAAAACUGAAAGUGUGUGGUGUGGAGGUACUUGUGGCUAUCUGUAGCUCUGUUGCAGUACAGUUAGUGACUUUUACUGCAGAUUCCAAGUUGUUUGCUGUUUGUCAACAAUAUUGUUACCAUGACAACUUGACCCUUGCCACCAGGACUGUCCACUUGCUUUCUCAGUUAGCAAAAUCACAGAAUUGCCCCAUUGACCUAGUUGGAGAUGCUGUUAGUGCAAUACAAACACACAUCAUUCUUCUAACAGGGGAGGAAUCCAAAACACUGCAACGAGAACUCAAGCUGUGUUUACGGUGUGUGAUUGAACUGUGCCACUUAAAGCCAGCUCUGGGCUCCAGUUUUGUUGACACUAUAUCAUAUCUUCUACCAACAACAAGAGACUUGAAGGCUGAAAUUCUCAGUGAAGCUUUGGCUGCUAUUGGAUCUCAGAACAGCCAGGCACUGGAGUGUGCUGUGCCUAUUAUUACCAGUUGUUUGGAAAACUGUCUCGAAUCUAACGAGUUUAUAUCACAGAAUUUUCAAUUAAAUCUGUGCACUCUGGUGUACCAAGCUGCAAGAGGUGGUAAAAUCCCAUGUGAAAUCCAUGAGCUUGUUGUAACCUGUGCAGGUCAUGCAGACCACUGGGUAGCCUACAAGAUGGUUCGACAGGCCAUGCGAUACGGACAGUAUCAAAUUGCUGGAGACAUUGUUAAACUGUUGACACAAAAAGUUGCUUCAGAACACCUCUAUUAUUGGCUUCUGGGAUUGAAUCAUGUUUGCAGUGCAGAGGCAAGACUCCGACAGACCAGGGAAGACAACUCUAAUUUGUUACAGUGUGUGUCAGAAAGUUUGGAGUUGUAUCAGAAAGGAUUGGCAUCGUUAAGGGCUGGCUGCACGCCCAUUUUCCCACUCAAGUUCCAGUGUUCGUAUGUGGAGCUGCGCAUCAGUUUGUUACAGGUUCACAGCCAGCUGAUUCUGGCCUGUAACACUCUGCGCACCUCGCCUCCCCCAGCCAUUGCCACAGCUCUAGCGUCAAACAAUGGACAGGAGGGCACGCGACUCAGUGGAAUUAUUAAACAGCUGGAGAAGACUCUAGAGCUGUAUGAAGAAGUGAGUCAUAAGAUUUCCGAGGUCUACUGGUCUUCAUUCGACGCUGACUGCCAGUCUCUUCACAACGUGGACAUUCUUCGUCAGAGUUGUGACAGUUUGAAAGCAGCUGUAACAUCCAUUGUUUCCACAAUGCAAACUGGAGCGAGUUCUCAGGGAGAACGACAAUUGUGGACGGGUGGGGGUGAAGUCAUUGAUAAAGGGGUGUCGGUGGAGGCGGCACUUCAGAGUCUGUCGAGUGGUCUGAAUGAAGUGAUGAACACUUCAACAGCAACUGUUGAUGUCACCAGCAAGAUUGACUUCAUUACUCAUUCAGCCCAGGCAUUGAUAAAAUCCAUUCACAGUUAUCCACGGUACUUCUUCCAGACACUUCAGUCAACAGCUGUCAAACUGGCAGUUUCCCCACAACAGAAUGCCAACAUGGAGCCGAUACUGGUUCAUGCGGAGACCCAUCUCACUCUGAAGGUCGAGGGGGUGAUUCAGCAUGGAGGCAGACCGGCGUUCCGACACGUACACACAGUGUGUAUCUCGGUGUCAUCCAACAUACAGUCUCGCAGCACUGUCGUCCCCACAAACACAAAGGUUAACGAGAUAACAACACAAUUCCUCAGUCAGGCUGUUGAACCUCACAAUGAUUAUUUCAGUGUAAACUUUCUGCUUGCGUUUCCUGUGCUUGGGAUUCACUCAGUGAUAAUAGAGGCAGCGGUUCUUGAUUCUAGUGGUGCCACCUGGAAGACUGGGCCCAGAACUAGCUUGACGAUCAAGUCUUUUGACGAAUCACUGCAGAGACAGCAGCAACAAGCUCGCUAUCAAGCCAGAGCAGGGUCCAGCAUGCAGAAAACGGCUGUUUAAUGAGCAUGGCUUUAAAUAGGGACUAAAACUAAUUUUUUGUAAAAAUUUAAUUUCAGCCAGUAGUCUGAAAUUGAAUAAAAUAACAAUUAAGAUUUCUUAAGCAAGUCUUAAAACAUACUUUUUAAGAGUCUACUACUGUGAGAAUAAAAGAACAUCAGCAUAUAGUUGCUUUGUUUUGUAGUAAAUUCAACUACAUUGGAGACUUGAUAAUUUUUUUUCACGAUCGUGUUCAUGUUUGGUUAUUUAAUGUAUACACAAGCUAAGAUUCCAACUUGUUUAGUUUUAAUGAACAGUCAUGUGAAUAUAGCAAUACUGACCUAUAGGUUGAAGGACUAGUAGAGAUUGUUUUUCUAGCUGGUCUGGUAGACUAGUGAGAUUUUGUUAAUUUCUGUAUCCUUGUCAAGGAUACUGUUUUUACACCAAAUAGUCGUAGCAUAAAAAGGCAUCAAGAUGUCUGUUUGGGAUCAUGUCUGACAGAACAGAGCUGAGGAAACUUAGAAAGGAAAGGAAGGAAAUGGGGUUUAUUUAAUGGCACACUCAACACAUUUUAUUUAUGGUUAUAUGGCGUCGGAACCAAGGGAACAUACAGCGGACUCCAGGACAUGUCACAAUAUACUGGAUAAGAUUUUACUAACUUAAUGCUGCUAUACAUUUGAAUUUUAUUUUAAUUAAGCACAUCUUUUGCUGCCCAACAAAGAGUCAAAUAUUGUGAGACUCUUUCAAGAAAUAUUUGGACAAGACCAGCACAAAAUGGAGGACACUUUGUUAUAGGACAAGUGGGUGUUGAGCCAUGUACAGCAAAUACCAAUUUAUUUUUCACUGA